AUUAGUUUCCCUCUCUAUUCGAAUUUCAAAACGCAGUGGAGCCAUCAGCUACAGUGAGUGACAUCCCACCUCUUUCUCUCUCUAGAAUAAUAAUCCCCAAUUCAAUUUGCUCUGAAUAAAACCCCAAUUCAAUAAUUCACAUUUUUACAUUUAUAGAUAGUCAAAGACACAUAAAUGUAAAUGUAGAGAGAGAAAAACACAGAUAGAGAGAGAGAGAGAGAGAGAGAGAGAGAGAGUAAUUGGGGGUAUGGCCUUGGUUUUCGCCUGAGAAGAACGGCGGCGGUGGGAAGAGCUAUGGGUUGCUUUUUCGGCUGUUUUCGUAUCAAAAACCCUAACUCUAAUCUCAUUACUCCUCGGGAGAAUGUGACGUCUAGCAGUAAGAAUGCGCUGUCGUCAUUGUUCGUAUGCGAUGAUGAUUCGGUUCGAAAGGGGGAGGAAGGUCGGAAAACGCCGGCUCCGGUACUUGAUGUCAGUGAGCUAAAAAUUGAGGCCAAAUUUGUCAAAACUUGUGAAACUUUACCAGAGACGCCUGUUGAAAUUCGAAAAACCUUGGACAAAUGGGAGGAUAAGUCAGCUCAAAACAAAGAAGAAAAAUCUGUUGAAUUCGAUUCAUGGCUUCCCGAUUCAUCCAUAGAGAAACCAAAACUGGAGAAGCAAUCUGAUGCAUCUCCAAGAUCAGGUUCUACGGUGGACUCUUCUAGCAGUCACAGCUGCAUGACAGAUGGAGGUAACACCGGAAGAGUGUCUAACAGCCCUGUCCGAAGAAGAGAUUUUCAGAAUGUUAUUACAACAACCAUGCACAUGUCUGAUAGUGAAACUCAUUCCGAAACUUCAUCGGUUACUUCUCGGAAUUUUCCACCUAGUGCACAAUGCGAAAGUUCCGACUCCAACCACCUUAGAGAACAACCACUUAAGCUAAACGAUGAAGAUAACGAAGAUGUUAAUAGCGAAUCAAGCCUGUCAUCCUGGUUCAAACCGGUUUCAGACAAACGAGAUUGCAGUAACGAAGAAUCUGGUUCCGUUUAUGGUAAGAAAGUUCAUAAAGGGAAAACUCCUAAAGAUAGGCCUAUAAUAGGGAUGGUGGCAGCCCAUUGGAACGAUGAUGUCACGACUCAUAUUUCACCUAAAUGGUGGGAUGGGAAUGGAAUCCCAAAUUCUACCAACAAGUACAAAGAGGAUCAGAAAGUUAGUUGGCAUGCAACACCAUUUGAGGAGAGACUAGAAAAGGCACUUUCUGAAGAAACUUUUAUAUCUCAGAGGAAGACAACAAGCGGAAAACCCCCUUUAGAGUUCAAAGAAACGGAAGAGUGCGAUACUGCUUUAUCACAUCUACAGCCUUCAGCCCACAUCAAAUCCGUUGUAUCAUUUUAAUGAAGAAUGAGACCGUUGUUUUCGUUUUUACGUUUUUUCAUCGUUGUUUGCUUUUUU
Erythranthe guttata (spotted monkey flower) is the source of this 1428-nucleotide messenger RNA. RefSeq names its product protein JASON. The record is from RefSeq and is a predicted model, not a curated record. NCBI's taxonomy places the organism in Eukaryota, Viridiplantae, Streptophyta, Magnoliopsida, Lamiales, Phrymaceae. Gene Ontology annotation, biological process: male meiosis II.